CAGGUGUGCUCCUAUCUAAAAAGAAUGAUAUCUACCUCAGUGUAUGCCUCAUGGGCCAGUACAGGAAGACUCCCUGUUUGCCUCCUGUGUUCCCUUUACGCUUCCACCACAAAAUGGUCUUCAUCAAGACUUUCCCUGGCGUUGUUGACCCUGCUGAUGUAGUUGACCUCCUAGAAGCUGACACAACAUCUUUUGAGCUGAUUCAGUUGGUGCCUCCAGAGGGUGAGAUCCUAGCCAAGAUGGAGGAAAGCAGCAGAGAUUUUCUGUACCCUGGUCCCAGACUGAGCUUCAGAGAAGGAGCUGCAGAGAGAGAGAUACUGAUGAAGAGGUCCUCCUCCUUCUCUGGAAUCUCUCCCAAAGUGGAGUUUGCCACGACAUCAGUCAUUGAAGAGAGUGAUGGUAGAGACAGCCCGGCAACCUCACCUGUAAGUUGUCAGUCACCAUCCAGCGUGCAUUUAUCCAGAAUAGAUCAUGGGAACUUAGUGUCUUCAAAAGAUGAGAAGGAACGGCUAAAUGUUACAAACUCUGCACAGUCAUCUACAUCCAGACGCUCUUCUCCUUCAUCCUCGUCCGGCCACAGUCCCCAGAAAAACAAGACACGCAGAAAAAAUACUACUCUCAGAGUUUCUGUAGACUCUGGCUACCAGCAGCCCACAGUUUCCUCCAGAACUCGGGCUUUGUCCCCGUACACCCACCGUAAGAUGUGCCAGCUCUCAGAGGACGCCAGACAGAGGCUCAGCCACCUCCAGAUUGGGCCUCACCACUUCAGGAAGGAGACAGAGAGCCAGCCCCCCUUCUUGGUUCCUCGUUGCAGUAGUGUCUUGGGGAUGGGAACUCCUUCCUCCUUUCCACAGGAUUAUAGCAUGCAUCGUCGUACUGUUAGCUUCUCAGCUGAUCACACUGAUUCUUCUCUCCUUGGGAGUUAUAGACCAAGAACAGCCAGAGCAGACUUGUCUCCAGGGACAGUAUUCAGAAAUGAAGCCCGAAACAGAAACCCUGUGAGAGCCACUGCCUCAGCUGAGUCCACCUUGACUGUGUCAAAAUCCAGAAGCCCUCCGAUUCUCCACCAGUCCCUCAGAGAAAGGCUCCAGCGCAGUCAGCCCAGUCCAUCCUACAGGGAGCAGAUCCACAGUAGAGUCCAGAGGAUUCUGCAGACCCACAGAGCCUCACUGGACAGCUACGUGAGCCCUGACCUUUAGCCCACUGAUCU
This is a messenger RNA of Scomber japonicus (chub mackerel), 1210 nucleotides long. RefSeq names its product spermatogenesis associated 6 (gene spata6). The transcript has 10 exons. NCBI's taxonomy places the organism in Eukaryota, Metazoa, Chordata, Actinopteri, Scombriformes, Scombridae. Gene Ontology annotation, molecular function: myosin light chain binding. The coding region runs from base 51 to 1199 and encodes 382 amino acids. Gene Ontology annotation, biological process: spermatogenesis. The record is from RefSeq and is a predicted model, not a curated record.